UGUUUGUAUAUACCAAGAAAAUCAAGAUGGCUUUAUCUGAUGAGGAGAUUAAUGAAAUUAAGGAUCUUAUUGGUUCUGCCAUUUUGGACUCAGAAUUACCGGGUGGUUUAAGAUGGCCUUUAAACAAGCGCCAUUCUUCAGGGGGUCGAUAUGUUGUUAAUGUUAUUGGUCACACAACUGCAAAAUCAUAUAGGAAUUCAUCAAUUAGGUUUAAGUUUCGACAUGCAAAUCGAUCUAAAUUCAAAUCUUCAACUGGUGAGGUUACACAGGAGAUUUUCCUGAAAUUGCCUGGAAUUGUAUCAGAGUUACAUAAGCAAACAAUGGAUGAAGAUGUGGUGUUUGAAAUGCUGAAAAACAACUUGAAGUUAAUGUGGGAUCUUUGUCUAUUAGAUGGCUCGAACUCACAGUCUUAG
Molecule: messenger RNA, 413 nt
Organism: Solanum tuberosum (potato)
Lineage: Eukaryota; Viridiplantae; Streptophyta; Magnoliopsida; Solanales; Solanaceae
Exons: 3
Coding region: 27-413 (128 amino acids)
Source: RefSeq, a predicted model, not a curated record